Drosophila willistoni is the source of this 768-nucleotide messenger RNA. RefSeq lists its product as uncharacterized. The record is from RefSeq and is a predicted model, not a curated record. The coding region runs from base 102 to 449 and encodes 115 amino acids. The transcript is spliced from 2 exons. Lineage: Eukaryota; Metazoa; Arthropoda; Insecta; Diptera; Drosophilidae.
CUUUUAAACCAUUUGUUAAGAUAAUUAAAACACACCUUUGUGUCAAUUCUGUUUUCUUUAUCAUUACAGUCACCCAGCAUGUUCGGAAUUGUGGACCUCAAAUGUUUCUCAUCAGCCGCAAGGGCGGCACCUUGUUAACCAUCAAUAACUUUCUCUAUCGUUCCAAUCUCAAAUUUUUCGGUAAAAACAAUAAUAUUCUAUAUUGGGAAUGUGUUCAGAAUCGAUCGGGCAAGUGUCGCAGCCGCUUAAAAACAAUUGGUGAUGAUCUCUAUGUGACAAACGAUGUUCACAAUCAUGUGGGUGAUAGCAAACGAAUCGAAGCCGCUAAGACAGCUGGCAUGCUAAUCCAUAAGAAAUUAAGUUCUCUAACUGCGGCGGACCGAAUGCAGGUGCAUGGCUCUUGGAAAAUGGAAGCAGAACUCAAUCUUAAUCAUUUUUCCACAAUGUAAAUUUUACUUGGUAUCGUAUAUUUUUAGGCACAUUCCGUCACACGUUUAUGAAUCCUACAAUUACUACUAUUUAAGUUCAUACUAUAGUUGAUUUAAAGAACUAUUUUUCUAAUUUAUAUUUAAAUUUUUAAGAUUUCAAAAUUAGACAAAUGGCAGAAGCAUGAAUUUUAAUAUUAUCAGACUGAGUUAGCUGAGCAAUGGGGAAAUAAUUAACUGUUUAAAAAUUAAAAUUAAUUCUUGGGGUGCGACUUUUCUUAGUUACAAAUUAAUGCAGCGUUUUCACAGAAAUGAUUUAAUUACAACCAUACAUUAUUGCUUA